AUGACUGAUCUUACUGGCCAUUUCCGAGAUAUGGCAUUAGCUCAUUUCGUAGCCUAUAAAGCACUUUUAUUUAAUGAAACUCCCGUGGCAUGUAUUGUUAAAGAUAAAAACACCAAUAAAGUUGUUAGUAUUGGAUAUAAUUAUACAAAUACAUCACUUAAUGGAACUAAACAUGCAGAAUUCAUAGCAUUAGAAAGAUUCACAGGUAAGCCAGACUUUAACUUCAAGGAUCUUAUAUUAUAUGUAACAGUAGAACCAUGUAUAAUGUGUGCAUCAUACCUUAGACAAUUAGGUAUCGGGAAAGUUUAUUAUGGAUGUGGUAACGAUAGAUUUGGUGGAACAGGCACAGUAUUAUCGGUUCAUAAUGAUCCUAAUUUAUUAGAUGAUCCAUAUGAAAGUAUUGGAGGGAUUAUGAGAACUGAAGCAAUUCAAUUAUUAAGAAAUUUUUAUAUUCAAGAAAAUGAACUGGCACCUAACCCUAAAAUAAAGAAGAAUAAAGAUAUUGAUACUAAAGAAUUCCCACCCAAUGUAUUUAGAUUUUCAAAAGAAGAAUUUAUAGAGAAUUAUGGGAAUGAAAGAUUACCUCUUUAUACAGGAGAUGGCAUUAAGGAGAUCACUCCAUUGAUUAAUAAAGGUUAUAAAGUCAUUGAUUUAAUUGAUAUUCACAGUGUAAAGGAAUUACCAUAUUUAGAAGAUGAAUUAGGCAAUGUUAAUCAAAAUCAAUUGAAUGAUAUGUUUGAUUUAUUAUUUGAUAUUAAUGAUGACGGUACUAUCAAUUACAAUAAACCAAUUAAGAAAUAUAAUUCAAAGAAAAGACAUCAUCCUUCUGAUGAUUCUUCAACUGAAACUCCUGGUAGUUCUUCUAAUAAUGAUGUUGAUGAUCCAUAG
Molecule: messenger RNA, 888 nt
Organism: Hemisphaericaspora subhashii
Lineage: Eukaryota; Fungi; Ascomycota; Pichiomycetes; Serinales; Debaryomycetaceae
Product: tRNA(adenine34) deaminase
Exons: 1
Coding region: 1-888 (295 amino acids)
Biological process (GO): tRNA wobble adenosine to inosine editing
Cellular component (GO): nucleus; cytoplasm
Molecular function (GO): tRNA-specific adenosine-34 deaminase activity; zinc ion binding
Source: RefSeq, a predicted model, not a curated record